Didymodactylos carnosus is the source of this 627-nucleotide messenger RNA. The record is from the annotation of a GenBank genome assembly. Lineage: Eukaryota; Metazoa; Rotifera; Eurotatoria; Philodinida; Philodinidae.
AUGUCUAGACCCUCUUACACUUCACAAAAUUCAUGGUCAGAUGUUGAACAAUUACGUGCAGAAGAAAUUGAUGAAAUAACACAUGGUUUUUAUCAAUUUGAUUAUGAUCAUCAAGGAUUAAUAACACCCGAAAAAAUAAAAAGUUCUCUUGAACGUGCUGGUAUCGACUAUGAUGAUCGAGAAGUUAAUCGAGUAUUUCAUAAUAUGGACGUUCAUAAUCGUGGACAAGUGACUUAUCAAGAUUAUCUUAAAUCGAUGGCACAUGUUUACGCGAAUCCAGAUCUUCAACAUCAACAUGAAGAUCACAAUGGUUAUUUUCGUGGUCAACAAUAUUACGAUGAUGACGAUUAUUAUUCUCGUAAUAAUUAUCAACACGAUGAUUUACAAUAUCAAUCACGACGAGAUAGAAAUAAUUAUGAACAUAAUUCUUACAGAUCUCCAAAAUCUUCAUUUCAUCAAUCAACAUUCAAUCGACAUCAAUCUUAUCCAGAGCGAGAAAAUCAUUUUAACAAUAAUCAUCAUUCACGUCAUUAUAAUUCAUCGUCGGAUGAUCCUUAUUGGCAAAAUUUUUCACGAUCAAAUCAGCAACGAUGGCCAUCUCGACACUCAUCACAGUCAUACUGGUAA